Messenger RNA from Ochotona princeps (American pika), 659 nucleotides. It is a transcript of the gene SRP19, whose product is annotated as signal recognition particle 19. The coding region runs from base 109 to 543 and encodes 144 amino acids. Gene Ontology annotation, cellular component: signal recognition particle, endoplasmic reticulum targeting. The record is from RefSeq and is a predicted model, not a curated record. Gene Ontology annotation, molecular function: 7S RNA binding. Gene Ontology annotation, biological process: SRP-dependent cotranslational protein targeting to membrane; SRP-dependent cotranslational protein targeting to membrane, signal sequence recognition. The transcript has 5 exons. Lineage: Eukaryota; Metazoa; Chordata; Mammalia; Lagomorpha; Ochotonidae.
GUCGAGCCGAGCGCCGCCGGCCGCCCAGGGGCGUGGCCACGGGCCGGAGGCGGGUCUUCCGGCGGAAGCUCGGGCGCAGUGGGUCGCGGUGGGUGCGUGAGCGUGGACAUGGCCUGCGCCGCCGCGCGGUCGCCGGCCGACCAGGACAGGUUCAUCUGCAUCUACCCGGCCUACCUGAACAACAAGAAGACCAUCGCCGAGGGCCGGCGCAUCCCCCUCAGUAAGGCUGUUGAGAACCCCACGGCCACCGAGAUUCAGGAUGUGUGCUCAGCAGUCGGACUGAACGUGUUUCUUGAGAAAAAUAAAAUGUAUUCUCGAGAGUGGAACCGUGAUGUUCAGUACCGCGGCCGUGUCCGGGUGCAGCUCAAGCAGGAGGAUGGCAGCCUCUGCCUGGGACAGUUCCCCUCACGUAAGUCGGUAAUGUUGUAUGCAGCAGAGAUGAUACCCAAACUGAAAACAAGGACGCAGAAGGCGGGAGGUGGUGACCCCAGUGUCCAGCAAGGAGAUGGAGGCAAAAAAGGCAGAGGGAAGAAGAAGAAGUGACAGAGCUGAGGGCCGAGGGCCGUGGACGGACGCCACUGCUGGGUCACUUCCGGACCCGGGCGUCCCUGCUGCAUCCUCAUCCUCACUCGAGUGCAGUGGACGCACGCCACGCGUCU